AUGGGGGAUACGGCCGACCAGCGACACGAGACCAGCAGCAUGCCACCACCGCCUUUGGCGGGAGUCACGCUGGCUGGUGGGCGCCGCCGCCUCGGAGCCCAAACCCAGCACACACCAGCCACCUGUAUCAUAGCCAUUCUUCUGCUUUACGCACUCACUUAUACGCCGUAUCUCAUCUUCUACGUACUACCCGCGCCCGCCCGCGGGCGCGGCGGCGCCAGCCCACUUGGCGCGAUGGCGGCCGCGCGCCUGCUCGCCCUGGCCGCCGCCUGCGGCUGCGCCGCCAGGGCCCUGGAGGUCCGCCACGAGCCCGCGCCCCCCGGCGCGGCGGCCGGCCCGGUGCGGCACGACGGCCAGCGGCUCGGCGGCGCCUCGUCGGUGUGCGGCGCCCACAGGGGAGGCCUGAGGCUGGCGGACUGCAGGGUCUGCAGGCUGGCGCCCGGCCAGAGGCGGCAGCCCCCCGCUCAGCGGCGCGGCGCGCAGGCGUCGCCGCCGUCCCGCCGCAGCUCUCCUUCUCCUCGGUCUUCUCGGUCUUCGUGA
This is a messenger RNA of Prorocentrum cordatum, 540 nucleotides long. Lineage: Eukaryota; Dinophyceae; Prorocentrales; Prorocentraceae. The record is from the annotation of a GenBank genome assembly.